AUGGCAUUCUUAACUUCAACUCAAAUUAUUGAUGCCGCUCUCCGUUGCGAUGGACCUCAUUCACUAUCCUACAAACACGACAAUCUCAAAUGGCUUAUUCGGCAACACUUCCUGUCUCUGCUGAAUAAUUUUCCAUCUCUCAAACCUUCUAUUGAUACCUUCACAUACGACGAGGGAACCACUGUCAAGCUUCUGGUUGCAACCGGCUAUUUCCCCGUGUCUCCUAAUAUUCAUCUCGCUAUAUGGAUCCAUGAGAGUUAUCCCUUUGUUGCACCUUUUGUGCUUCUUUCAUCAGCUUCGACCUCCAAAACUUCUCACGCCCACCCUUUUGUUUCUCCUUUAGGGGAGGUCUUCAUCCCUUACCUGCAUUUAUGGAAUCACCCACAAUCCAAUCUCUUGGACUUAGCACGCAGCCUGGUUCACAUAUUCACAUACCAGCAUCCUUUUGCUCCACCAGAACCCCCUAGGCCUAGUUUUAUAGAUACUUCUCUAGUCUCAAAGAUGGAGGCACUCAACUUUCUCUAUAUUGCUCUUCACCGCGACAUCAUAGCGUCAACUGACAAGGCGAAUGACGAUAUUGAUUCUCUGUCUAGCUUGCAGGCCGAGCUUGUUCGCCGGGAGGAGAUUCUGAACAUUGAGCUGGGGGAAUCUAGAUACGAAAGAUUGUGCUUGAAGGAAACGGUGCGAGAUUUGGCAUUUGAAGCAGAUGUACUAAUGAAUUGGUUGAAAUUUAACGAUCAUAGAAAUUCUCAAAACAAUAUAGCCAAAGAUAGUAUUGAAGAUGCAUUUGAAGCCGCUGACGAGGAGUCCAAUCAAAUCCUAAAUCUCUCAUCUGAAGACAAAGCCAUUGAAGAUCUGUUGUAUGUGCUAGAAACGGCACUGCAACAAGGAGUAGUACCCUUUGACAAGUAUCUAAAGCAAGUUAGAACUCUGUCAAGGGAGCAAUUCUUUCAUAGAGCUAAGAUAGUGAAACUAAGAGGCUCAGACAUGCUUUAUCAGUUAGAUGAGCCUUAA
Molecule: messenger RNA, 1014 nt
Organism: Papaver somniferum (opium poppy)
Lineage: Eukaryota; Viridiplantae; Streptophyta; Magnoliopsida; Ranunculales; Papaveraceae
Product: protein ELC-like
Exons: 1
Coding region: 1-1014 (337 amino acids)
Biological process (GO): protein transport; protein modification process; endosome to lysosome transport
Cellular component (GO): ESCRT I complex
Molecular function (GO): ubiquitin binding
Source: RefSeq, a predicted model, not a curated record